AAUGCUCACUGGGGUUUAUUUGGAUGUGUUUUAGCACUCCAGCGGCUAAUGGCCUGAGCACCAUCUCCCAUGAGUACCUGAAAGGCAGUUAUGCUCUGGACCUUGAGGCAGUCAAACAGGGAGCCUGCUCCCUGCCUCACCUCAACAAGACACUAGUGGCCUCUUGCAAACGCCUUAAUGGGGAGGUGGAUAAGGUUCUGUCUGGUCUAGAGAUCCUAUCUAAAGUCUUUGAUCAGCAGAGUUCCUUCAUGGUCUCCAAGAUGAUCCAGCAGGUACAACUCUUUGUCCCCCUUGUGUGUUUGUGCAUGAUCAGUUAGAGUGGAAGCAAGAGG
Molecule: messenger RNA, 332 nt
Organism: Monopterus albus (swamp eel)
Lineage: Eukaryota; Metazoa; Chordata; Actinopteri; Synbranchiformes; Synbranchidae
Product: phosphatidylinositol 3,4,5-trisphosphate 5-phosphatase 2A-like
Exons: 2
Coding region: 24-317 (97 amino acids)
Biological process (GO): regulation of immune response; negative regulation of insulin-like growth factor receptor signaling pathway
Cellular component (GO): cytosol
Molecular function (GO): inositol-polyphosphate 5-phosphatase activity
Source: RefSeq, a predicted model, not a curated record